This is a messenger RNA of Nasonia vitripennis (jewel wasp), 1227 nucleotides long. RefSeq names its product odorant receptor 16 (gene Or16). The transcript has 7 exons. Gene Ontology annotation, cellular component: plasma membrane. The coding region runs from base 1 to 1227 and encodes 408 amino acids. Lineage: Eukaryota; Metazoa; Arthropoda; Insecta; Hymenoptera; Pteromalidae. The record is from RefSeq and is marked inferred. Gene Ontology annotation, molecular function: olfactory receptor activity; odorant binding. Gene Ontology annotation, biological process: detection of chemical stimulus involved in sensory perception of smell; sensory perception of smell.
AUGGAUGAUAAAGAAGGCUUUGAGGUCGCUGUGAAAGCAAGUCGCACUAUUUUGCGCGUUCUUGGUAUAUGGCCAAAUCAUCAUGAAAGAACUGAAAGCUGGCUCUCACGUAGUUAUUUUAUUAUGCCAACAUUUAUACUAGUUUAUUUUACUAGCUUUCCUCAGACUAUGGAAAUAAUAAAGGUGUGGGGCGAUUUGAAUUCAGUUUUAGAGUUAUUAACAACAUUCGAUAUACCAAACCUUAUAUCUCUUAUAAAAAUACUGAGCGUUUGGUACAAUAAAAAAGUAUUAGGACUUUUAAUAAUGGCAAUGGAGAACGAUUGGAAGAGUCUGAAAACCGUCUUUGAGUUACGGGUUAUGUGGAAAAAUGUAAAAUUAGGUCGUCUUAUAACGCUAGCAAUAUAUUUGCUCACGUACUCGACUGUUGCAACAUAUGUAGUAAUGGCCGUUUACAUAACUGCAAACGCAUACAAGCAAGAAUUUAUAUUAACACCAGACAAUAGUACAAAACUUCGGCCGCAAUACAUGAGGGCGCACUUCGCUUAUGAUGUGCAAAAAUCUCCGGUUUAUGAGAUCGUGUGGAUAUUUCAGUGCAUAGCUAUGCAUUUAGCUGGGCUUUCAUUCAUGGCGAUUGAUUCUCUCUUCUCCAUACUAGUGUUGCAUUUGUGCGGUCAACUGAUUAAUCUACAAGAACGUCUAAAAAACGUUACUGAAAAUUUAACGAAAAGGCACAAUUUGUCAUACCAACUUUCGAGGAUUGUCAUGCGACAUGAACAGUUGGAUAGAUUUGCUAAAGCUAUUGAGAAUGCCUUCAACACUAUGUUUUUAGCGCAAAUUUUGCUCAGUGGUGUAGUACUUUGUCUACAAGGCUACCAGAUCGUUAUAAUCUUAACUAGUCGAGACACCGUGCAAGUUACUGAAUUACUUUUUAUGAUCUACUUUAUUCUCUGCAUUGCCUUUAGCUUGUUUAUUUAUUGUUACAUAGCAGAAAUUUUACGAACGGAGAGUACGGAAAUAGGCAAUGCUGCAUAUGAAUGCAAUUGGUAUGAUUUACCAGCUUGCGAGACAAGACUUUUUAUACUGACAAUGAUUCGUUCCAAAACGCCUUUUGAAAUAACGGCAGGGAAAUUUACAGCUUUUUCCUUGCAACUUUACUGCAGCAUUUUGAAAACCUCGGGUGGCUACUUAUCAAUGCUGCUUGCCGUAAAAGAACGAUUAGCUUUAUAG